Syngnathus typhle (broad-nosed pipefish) is the source of this 1892-nucleotide messenger RNA. RefSeq names its product sialate O-acetylesterase-like. The record is from RefSeq and is a predicted model, not a curated record. Bases 73 to 1701 code for a protein of 542 amino acids. Gene Ontology annotation, biological process: carbohydrate metabolic process. The transcript has 10 exons. Gene Ontology annotation, molecular function: sialate O-acetylesterase activity. Lineage: Eukaryota; Metazoa; Chordata; Actinopteri; Syngnathiformes; Syngnathidae.
UAUUAGGCAUGUGAAUCAGGAAAUGCACUCCUGUCUCUCUCUUUCACGUUCCCUCUCACUCACUUUCAGUCCAUGUUACCUUUUCCCACUGUAGACCGCUCGAAAAUUAUGGGACUAAGCACCCCAACAUAUUCUUCUUUAUUUGCAAUUGUGUUUUGUGCUUACCUACUUGUUACGUCGGUUUUGGUUAUUUGGGUAUUGAUUCUUCAGGUUUUUCACCACGAUCAACCCAUUGCCUUUGCUUCCUACUAUGGCAAUCACAUGGUGCUGCAGAAGUCUCCGGAGAGAGCCAUUCUGUGGGGUUACGGCAGGCCUGAAGGUGCCCAGGUCACAGUCUACUUGUCAGGACCGAUGAAAUACAACAGCUCACCAGUCACUGUGCAGAAUGGCAUCUGGCGAGUCGCCCUGGAUCCUAUCGAGGCCGGCGGUCCCUACAACGUGACUGCAACACUUCAGAACAGUUCGGCUACUCUGAUGGAUGUGCUGUUUGGCGACGUUUGGCUUUGUAGUGGCCAGAGCAACAUGUACUUUGAGAUGUCUAAGAUUUUCAAUGCAUCCAAGGAACUCGCUCUUGCGUCCAAGUACCCUCACGUGAGACCUUUUAUGGUUGCUUUGAAGAUGAGUGACACAGAGUUGACUGAUCUGAUUGGAGUAACGCUCCCAUGGUUUGUGCCUGAAGCAAGUGGUCUGUCUCAGUUCUCUGCAGUGUGUUGGCUCUUUGGACGCUACAUGUACAAGCACCUGAAUUACCCGAUAGGACUGGUGGAGACCAGUUGGGGGGGCACACCCGUCGAAGCUUGGUCAUCUUUACGUGCGCUUCAGAAAUGUGGACUGGACCAAAAUGAAAAGUAUAGUAGUUCACAGACUGACAACUCUGUCCUGUGGAAUGCGAUGAUCCACCCACUGCUUAACAUGACAAUCAAAGGAGCCCUCUGGUACCAAGGUGAAAGAAAUUCAAAUUAUCAUCAAAACGAAUACAACUGUUCGUUCCCUGCCAUGAUUGAUGACUGGAGGAUGGCAUUUCACCUAGGCUCAGGUGGGCAGACUGCCAUGGACUUUCCCUUUGGAUUUGUACAGCUGUCCACCGACAAAAAAGGCUCCACGGAUGACGGCUUUCCAAACAUCCGCUGGCACCAGACGGCUGACAAAGGCUUUGUCCCAAACUCUCGUCUGCAAAGGACCUUCAUGGCUGUGGCUUUGGAUUUGCCGGAUGAAACCUCCCCGUAUGGCACAAUCCACCCUCGUGAUAAGCAAGACGUAGCAUACAGACUGACACUCGGUGCACGAGCGGUGGCCUACAAUGAAAAGGAUGUGGUCUUCCUUGGACCUUUCCCGAAAAAAAUACUGUCCACUCCGAUGUAUGUCAACAUUACCUACGACCAGGCAGUCGCUGUCAAGUCAUCAAAAGACAUCUUCGAGAUUUGCUGCUCACAGUCACAGGGCCCAUGUGGGCCCAAGUCUCAGUGGGUUCCGGCUCCCAUCGUCCAAUGGUCUUCCACCAGUAUCCAGAUAGCAGCCAAUGUCUGCGAUGUAGCAGCACUACGAUAUGCGUGGAAAGACUGGCCAUGUGAUUUCAAAGCAUGUCCCGUUUACGGCGCAAAAACUGCAUUACCUGCGCCCCCUUUCAUUUUUGAUUGCAAUCAAGUUAAUACCUCUGGCUCAACAGAUAACAAGCAAUCUUUUUGGAAAGAUUUUUUAUAAACCUCUAUAAAUUAGCUGCGGAGGUGCACGAUGUACUAUGCAUAAAAUUCUAAUUACGUUUUAAAAAACACUGUCAAUGACUGCUAUGAUCCUAAAACUGCAUAAGGUCCAUGUUUUAUUUUAAACGAACACUUUACCACACAAAUCACUGUCAUUUGCACAAUUUGAACAAAUAAAAAGGUCAAUAUUGA